This is a messenger RNA of Nymphalis io (European peacock), 671 nucleotides long. RefSeq names its product calcium and integrin-binding family member 2 (gene Cib2). Bases 79 to 648 code for a protein of 189 amino acids. Gene Ontology annotation, molecular function: calcium ion binding. NCBI's taxonomy places the organism in Eukaryota, Metazoa, Arthropoda, Insecta, Lepidoptera, Nymphalidae. The record is from RefSeq and is a predicted model, not a curated record. The transcript is spliced from 5 exons.
CAACAGGCUGGCUUUGGCCUCAUAUUUUUAUUUUGUAAAAAAACAUCAUUUUAUUUUGUUUAUAUUUAAAUAUUGGCAAUGGGAAAUAAAGUCGUGACAUUUACAGAACAGCAAUUAGAGGAUUAUCAGGACUGUACAUUUUUCACAAGGAAGGAGAUACUACGAGUUUUCAAAAGAUUUCGAGAAGUAAACCCGGAGCUAGUGCCGAAAAGAAUGACAAAAAACCAAGCUCAUACAAUUGUUGUGCCAGUUGAAGAAAUAGAAAAGUUACCCGAGCUAAAGGAAAAUCCUUUUAAAAGACGGAUUUGCAAAGUAUUUUCUCACGACGGUUCCGGUAAUCUUACUUUCGAAGACUUCUUAGAUAUGAUGUCAGUAUUCAGCGAAGCUGCGCCACGAGAUAUUAAGGCUUGGUACGCAUUCCGUAUAUAUGAUUUGGAUGAUGACAUGUUCAUUGGUCGCGAGGACCUCUUAGAGGCGACGAGACUCCUCACCAAGGGAGAGUUGCAUCCUCAUGAGCGUGACGAAAUAGUGGCCAGUGUGCUGGAUGAGGCAGAUGUUGAUGGUGAUGGAAGAUUAUCGUUUAUGGACUUUGAACAUGUUGUAGUUCGCGCUCCGGAUUUUUUAUCCACAUUCCAUAUACGCAUUUAAUUUUUUUAAAUAAAGACAUUAGC